ACUGGGGGGACCUCGAUGGGGGCCUGGGCUGAGUGGGGACCAGCGGGCCUCAGGUGGACAGAUUCGUCCCUGUGGAGGACAUGCCUGGUUCCUGUUUUAAGGCGCUGCCGCAUUUCUACCUGCGCUGUUGCCGUCGGGAUUUCGUUCUUUCUGGUGAUGUGCCUUUUCUACCUCGCGGAGGAGCCGAAACAGGAGGCGCACGAACAGGCUCUCCCCGAGGAGGAGAUCCCAGUGACGCUCCUCAUAUGGACCUAUCCGUUCGAUGAGUACCGACAGCUUCCGGACUGCUUGGAGUAUCAGGUCAGGGGGUGCACGCUCACAGACAACAGGAGCGCGUACCCUCUGGCUGACGCUGUGCUCAUUCAUCACAGUGAGAUUGCCGUCGAUGACGCGGAUCUGCCCCCAGAACCGCGACCCGGCGCGCAAAAGUGGAUAUGGAUGAACUAUGAGUCUCCCUCGAACACUUACAAGCUGUGGCACUUCGAGGGGAUGUUCAAUCUCACGAUGAGCUACCGGAUGGACUCGGACAUCUUUCUGCCUUACGGAUACCUAGUCCCCCAGGCGCGCGCAAACGCGCUCUCCAAAUCGUCCCGCUCCACGCGCCCCCGUGACCAGUUCAUAGCCUGGGUCAUCAGCAACUGGUCUGCGGCGCACGCGCGGGUCACCUUUUAUCACAAACUUCGUAGGUUUGUCCGGAUCGACGUAUUCGGUGGAGCAGGUCAUCCAUUACCGAGGGGAAACGGGACGGUGGUGCGGCUCCUCAAGGGGUACAUGUUCUACCUGGCGCUGGAGAACUCGCAGCACACCGACUACAUCACGGAGAAGCUGUGGAACGCGCUGAUGGCCGGGGCUGUACCGGUGGUGCUGGGUCCAUCCAGGCGGAACUAUGAGCGCUUCCUGCCCCCCGAGGCGUUCAUCCACGUGGAUGACUUUCCCACAGUGAAGAAGCUGGCCCAGUACCUGCUGAAGCUGUGGCGCGACCCGAUCAGGAUGAGGCAGCACCUGGACUGGAGAGGGGGCUACAGCCUGCACCAACCCAAGUUCUGGGACGAACACUACUGCACGGCCUGCAGUGCGGUGAGGAGGACCAGAGGACAGAGGGAUGCGGUCAAACACCUGGCCAGGUGGUUUUUCUCAUAAAGCUCCCUCAUGAUGAAGGAACAACAUAAUUGCUGCUUUCGGGUUAUAGGUUAAGCUCACGGACUCUAAAAGGCACUUUAUUAUUCUUUUUAUUAAAGAUUAUAGUUUUUCAAUAAUCUAUUCCUGAUAUGUAUUAAUAUCCUCACCUGAGUGGUCUUACGUUCAGCCGUAUACGGUCUAUGCGUUCAGCAUACAUUUGCCUAAAGUUCUUAAUUUAACUCACAAAUGAGCACGUUAUAUUUCCUGCAAUGUUCAUGUAUUCGUCUAAAUAAAGUUGCCAGUUAUAUAAUUAAUGCACUUUGCAGGUUCUGCAUGUAUAUUUGUCUGCAGUGUUCUUAGGGAUGAUCUGUGAAGAAUAAAACACACCAGAUUCUGUGAAAGCACAAGAAACCUUGUCCAGAUGUGCACAAAUGAGGUGGUAUAGCAAUAAAUCUGUUAAUCCUC
Nothobranchius furzeri (turquoise killifish) is the source of this 1584-nucleotide messenger RNA. RefSeq names its product 4-galactosyl-N-acetylglucosaminide 3-alpha-L-fucosyltransferase FUT6. Gene Ontology annotation, cellular component: membrane. Lineage: Eukaryota; Metazoa; Chordata; Actinopteri; Cyprinodontiformes; Nothobranchiidae. The record is from RefSeq and is a predicted model, not a curated record. Gene Ontology annotation, molecular function: alpha-(1->3)-fucosyltransferase activity.